Messenger RNA from Peronospora belbahrii, 1191 nucleotides. Lineage: Eukaryota; Oomycota; Peronosporomycetes; Peronosporales; Peronosporaceae. The record is from the annotation of a GenBank genome assembly.
AUGGCAAAGCGAAAUCGCUGGGACUCGGACUCGGACGAGGCUGAUACAUGUGUCUCCUCCCGCCGCAAACGCUCCGUUUCCAAUCCAAGCAAAUCCCUCACUACCUCCACUAAUACUUUGUCGUUAGACAGAAACAAUAACGGUGCGCUACAUCCGUCUAUGAGCGAAGAAAUCACCGAUACAAAUAAUUGUCCACGACAUAAUUUCUACCUUUUAGGCUGUCGUAGUGUCGAUUGCUACGCGCGGAUUGGAAAAAUUGAUGAAGGAACGUAUGGUGUUGUAUCAAAAGCUCAAGAUAAAGAAACGGGUAAUGUAGUUGCACUAAAACAGGUUAAAAUGAGUGCUGAUGCUAGCCAGGAAGGCUUUCCUAUUACGGCAAUGCGUGAGACGAACGUGCUGCUGGCUCUAGACCAUCCAAAUAUUGUUCAAGUACGAGAAAUGGUCGUGGGAUCUACGCCUGAUAAGAUUUAUAUGGUGAUGGACUAUGCUGAAAAUGAUUUAAAGCACGUGAUGCAGACCAAGAUGAAGGCUCCAUGGCUCCAAUCGGAAGUCAAAUACCUCUUGCAUUCACUGUUGAGUGCUAUGGCUUAUAUGCACGAUCGAUGGUACAUUCAUCGGGAUCUUAAAACUAGCAACUUGUUGUAUGAUGCACAUGGAGUAUUAAAGGUCUGUGAUUUUGGACUAGCACGCAAAUACGGCUCACCACUGAGAACGUACACACAGCUAGUCGUGACGCUGUGGUAUCGUUCUCCCGAGCUCCUACUUGGUGCAAAAAAGUAUUCGACAGCGGUCGAUAUGUGGUCAGUUGGAUGUAUUUUUGCCGAAAUGCUGCUCAUGAAGCCACUGUUUGCAGGUCGUGGGGAACUCGACCAAACAAACCAGAUUUUCAAGUUGCUAGGAGCACCUAACGAGCAGAAUUGGCCUGGGGUCGAUGAAGAUGUGCCGGAUGCAAACGUUAGCGUUCGUGGAAAGUGGCCAAAGUACUCUCGACUACGUGACAAGUUUCCACUCGCUGCGACUUUUUCGGGCAGCGGAUGUUCACUGUCGAAAGCAGGAUUCGAUCUGUUAAGUCGAAUGCUAGCUCUCAGUCCACGCAAACGCAUUUCAGCCAAGGAUGCCCUGGCACACGAAUACUUUCUAGAGUCCCCUCCGCCCAAGCAAAAGGAGCUAAUGCCGACAUUUCCGGCAUAG